Messenger RNA from Phycomyces blakesleeanus NRRL 1555(-), 2070 nucleotides. RefSeq lists its product as hypothetical. Bases 1 to 1905 code for a protein of 634 amino acids. The record is from RefSeq and is a predicted model, not a curated record. The transcript has a single exon. Gene Ontology annotation, molecular function: protein binding. Lineage: Eukaryota; Fungi; Mucoromycota; Mucoromycetes; Mucorales; Phycomycetaceae.
AUGACAAUUUCUAAAAUCCCCCCCGAGAUUCUUACUUCCAUUGCAAUGUUCCUUUCCAAGAGAGAAUUGCGGCAAAGCUCGCUUGUUUGUAAACAAUGGCGACAACCCUUUUACGAAGAGCUAUGGCGAACAGUCCGGUUAUAUAAUGAAGCAGCUAUUAAUGCAAUGCUCUGUUUACAUUCUCAAAACAAAUAUAUGACUUAUGGUCAAUAUGUCAGAAACUUAUUCAUUUCAGGGGAAACCCCUGUAAGCCGCGGAAAUAUCUUGGUUCUUCAACAGCUUUUUCCAAACACUCGGCACCUUGAUAUAGCAUUAUCAUAUCCAGAGACGACAGAUAUAAGCAUAAAUUGGAGUGUGUGGAAGUCGUUAACUGAGCUUGCCGUAGAUUUUCAAUACUACAUCGAUAGUAGCGUAAUGACAUCGUGCUCUGUAAUAUUGUCGCACCUCUCCUAUUUGACAACGCUUGGUUUGGUAUUUGGCGAUACGUAUACAUCAAGAAUCGGGGACUUUGAGGCUAUUCAUUAUUAUCUGCCAUACCUAAAAAGCUUUUCGAUCAAACUUAAAUCGGUCAGAGUUAUUGAAAAAGACAUUAAACUUAUAAAUGAGGCGGUGCCAGCAAAUAACGUAUGGAAGCUUUCGAUAACAAUGGAUAUGCAAGACUUACAGUGGCUUUAUUACUUUGCUGUGAAAUACCCAAAUGUCCGCGAAAUGACAUUAUAUGUCAUAGGCGAAAGGGAUUAUUUGAAAGACUGUAACCUAGCAGUAGCCAAAUCAAGAAUAUCAUCGCUUCCACACGUAUUCCCAAGCCUGGACAAACUCACGUUGGACAAUAGCGCUCAUGCUACUUUGUUUCCUCUCGCAUUCUAUCAGUGCUUUUACGAUAAGACACUCUCUAUCAAAGAAUUCAUAUAUCAAUUUUACAUCAUGCCAAACGAAGAAAGAAUAGUUGAAAGAACUACAAGAGAGUUUAUGCGUGUAUCUUCUAAAACCAUCGAAUCAAUGACUCUCAGCGAGAACGAUUAUAUGGAAUGUUCCAAUCCUCGAGAUUUAACCACGUUAUUCACCGACUGCCCUCGAUUAGUUUGUCUGCACUUUGAUAACUGCGGUUCCUGCCUGAAAUUCGAUACAAUCGCGGACUGUUGUCCUUCUUUAAAGGAGCUCAAGCUGUAUAGGGGAGGUGUCUAUAUUGGCCCAGAAGCAAUCAAAUCGUUCAAACCACACGGACUACGGAUACUUAACCUUAAGGAAGCAUCCAUUGACCCUGAUACACUGAAAUAUAUUUCUGUUCGGUGUGUAUCCUUAAGCCAUGCGUCCUUUCACAGAUUGGUAGUAUUCGGAACUAUUUCUGCAGAUACAGGGAAUCUUUUGAUCGAUAUGUCCAACGCCAGACUUACGGAGCUGUUAAUUGACGGUCUAUUUUACAGAGCUCCUGAAGCAGUAGGACUAUGGUAUCCAAUAACUAAAAUUGACCUUAUGAAACUGGUGCGACUUACCAAACCGUAUCCUCAAACGGGUGAAAGAUAUGAACAGACCGAUCAAUAUUCUGCCAAUCAUGUAUCCAUAUAUGAGACCGAGACAACUUGGUAUAAUGUUUUCACCUGUGCGUAUUGGUCAGCACCUUCGGACGUGUACAUGUUAAAGCAGCCUGAAGUGGACUUUAUCAAAGAAUACUUUGAGAACUAUCGGGACAACAUGCUUCCUGACAAAAUGCAAGAUAUUUGUAUUUCUAAAAAAAAUCAAUAUGGUAUACAGUAUGAUGUGUAUCCUGGCCGAGGAUAUGUGACGUUUAUGUGUGGGUAUGCAGAGAACAGCUACAUCAACAUGGAGUAUAGAAGAAGCUUGGAUGGGUUCAAAUGGAAUUCUACCAAGAAUAUGGUAGAGUAUCUUGGUAAAUCUUUCUCAUAAAUAUAGCGAUCUUUGUACACUAAUAACAUCAUGCAAGUCUUAAAGAGUUUUCGGGUUGUAAAAUUUGUGUUCCUUUUUUUUUAUACUCAGUGUAUUUUUGUUUAAACACUAUAGGUGCUUACGGAAUCAGUUAUUGAUAUAAAAUUUCCUAUUGAUUACUUUACU